This is a messenger RNA of Populus nigra (black poplar), 1777 nucleotides long. RefSeq names its product bifunctional riboflavin kinase/FMN phosphatase-like. Gene Ontology annotation, molecular function: riboflavin kinase activity. The coding region runs from base 319 to 1467 and encodes 382 amino acids. The transcript has 11 exons. NCBI's taxonomy places the organism in Eukaryota, Viridiplantae, Streptophyta, Magnoliopsida, Malpighiales, Salicaceae. The record is from RefSeq and is a predicted model, not a curated record. Gene Ontology annotation, biological process: riboflavin biosynthetic process; FMN biosynthetic process.
UAUUCCAUCCAGAGGGUCGGGUGGGAGAAUAUAUUUGGCACCCUGACGAAAAUCCUACGAGUGGCAAGAAGCACUUGCAAACCGAACAAAGCAUCGAAUAAGAAAGGAACCGAAGGGGAAUGAAAUGGUAUAAAACGGACAGUUGGUUGCACCUCGAUUUCUCAGUCGUGUGAAAAAGCUCAUUCAAGUAGAGGCUGAUUUUUUGAGCAGAGGUGAAGAGUGGUUUUGUAGUUAUCAAUAAUUAAUCAAUCUAACAGGGUUAGUAUCGACGUGAAGAGAAUCUAAUAUAAAUCUAUUUGUGUAUAAUAAUUGUUAAAAAUGUCGAUUGCAAAGCCUUUGAAGAAGGCAGUAGCUGCUGUCAUUCUUGAUUUGGAUGGUACCCUUAUUCAUACAGAUGGCAUAUUGGGCGAUGUUUUAAAAGCUUUAUUGCUCAAGUACGGAAAACAAUGGGAUGGGAGAGAAGCUCAAAAAAUAGUGGGGAAGACACCUUUGGAAGAAGCUGCUAUAGUGGUGGGAGAUUAUGAGCUUCCUUGUUCAAUUGAUGAAUUUGUGACUCAAAUCACCCCAUUGCUCCACGAUCAGUUUUGCAACAUUAAAGCUCUUCCUGGUGCCAAUCGGUUAAUUAAACAUUUGAGUGGUCAUAAUGUGCCCCUGGCAUUGGCUUCAAACUCUCCAAGGGCAUACAUAGAAUCCAAAAUUUCUUAUCAACAUGGAUGGAAGGAAUCCUUUUCUGUCAUCAUCGCUGGUGAUGAAGUGAGAGCAGGAAAGCCAUCUCCUGAAAUAUUUUUGGAAGCUGCUAAAAGGCUAAAUAUUGAACCAUCCCGCUGCCUUGUCAUUGAGGAUUCUUUGCCAGGUGUUACUGGUGGUAAGGCUGCUGGCAUGGAAGUAGUUGCCGUACCAUCCAUUCCAAAACAAACUCAUCUUUAUAUUGCAGCAGAUGAAGUGAUCAGCUCUCUACUUGAUUUACAACCUGAAUUGUGGGGCCUCCCUCCAUUUGAUGAUUGGAUAGAUGGUACUUUGCCAUUAGAAAUUUGGCAUAUAGGUGGUCCUGUGGUUAAGGGACUUGGUCGUGGCUCAAAGGUUCUUGGAAUCCCUACCGCUAAUUUAUCUACCAAAGGUUACUCAGCACUUCUUUCGGAACAUCCAUCUGGUGUGUACUUUGGUUGGGCUGGAUUAUCAACACGAGGUGUUUACAAGAUGGUCAUGAGUAUUGGUUGGAACCCAUAUUUCAACAACACUGAAAAGACAAUAGAGCCUUGGUUGCUUCAUGAAUUUGAUGGGGAUUUCUAUGGCGAGGAACUGCGCCUUGUGAUAGUUGGCUAUAUUCGACCAGAGGCCAAUUUUACAACACUUGAGAGCUUGAUAGCAAAGAUUCACGAGGAUAGAAGAAUUGCAGAGAGAGCUCUAGAUACUCCAUUAUACCUGAAAUACAAGGAUGACCCAUAUUUGAAAGGCUCUUCCCUGUGAUCGUGGCAAGCAUCCAUAAACUCCAUGACCCUUGAAACUUUUCCAGAGCUUAUAUUGCAGACAGCAUUUGCCCAUUAUAGAAGACAUUGGUUUGUGACCAUAUUGUUUUCUCAUUUCAUGAAAUGUUAGGCCCGUCUCAUAAUCACCGUGGGUGUAAAACUGAAACGAUCCCCCCGAAAGCCCCCAAUUAUUGUUACUGAUGAUUUAUAUACCAGAAAAUUGUUGAUAAUAUACUAAAAUUAUAGUUGGGAAGCAUUUAUGCAACCUAAUGUUUGAGCCUUUAAUACCAUGAAUAAAAACCCUUCCUCCA